Messenger RNA from Arvicanthis niloticus (Nile rat), 2394 nucleotides. The record is from RefSeq and is a predicted model, not a curated record. Lineage: Eukaryota; Metazoa; Chordata; Mammalia; Rodentia; Muridae.
UCCCCGAGCUGGACGGGUUUCGAAAACCCGGGCGUUCUUGCUCCAUACGGUUACAAGGGGAGCCGCAAAUGAGCAUUUUCUAACGUGGGUUCCCUCCAUGUACUUUUCUAGUCUUCCCACCCUUCAUUCCCCUGCCUCACAGACUAGCCUCGGUUUAGUCACCUCUUGGCAUUCGUUAGGUAGUUGGUUUUGUAAGGAGGCGUGCAAGAUCAUGGUGGUGUCUCAGGAAAAAGCAGUUGCAUCCUAGUAAAGCUAGAUCCCUGCUGCGGUUUGUGUUUUCCUUUUUACUAAAGUAAUGAAGUUUGUAAUUUCACACUGGCACAUUUCACAGGGCUGUGCAGAUUCUUUGCACCAUUUCGUAGGUCAAUAAGUGCUUUUAGCUUUCUUUGUAUGUUGAGUUGCUUUUGAAUUGCUUCCCAUAUUUUUAUUUUAUACAAACUGAACAAUUGUGGCCCCUCUAUUUUAUUUAUAAAGGUUCAGUGUAUCUUUGCCUGCCUACAUCAAUCUGCAAGGGAGUUGCAGAAAAGCCUCAUGUUCAUCGAGCCGUGAGUCACAACCAAUUUCUAAGCUGUUAUAACAAAAAAGUGUUUGCUUUUUUUUUUCCACAAGUAACUUUAAAAGUGUAGUUUAGAAAGAAAACAUUUUCAGUAAAAAGACACUACAUUAAUCCUGGAUGCUUGCAAAUCCUGAAAUAUAUUCCUCCUUGACUAUUACACAGCACUGUGUCCUAUACACAGAUAGCCUUAAAAUUUGUCACAUACCACUUUGCCUUUACUUUUAUGUAUCAUUCCCCCUGACUUCCUUACUGCAGGUGUGGGCAAGAAAACUUUUCCUUUAAAACUUUUCAACAGCGGGCAUAAAAUUCUGCAGCUGAGUUCUUGAAGAUUGCAGAUGGGAGAUGAAACCAGACAGAGGGUCAAGUUCACAGAUGACCGUGUCUGCAAGAGCCACCUUCUGGACUGCUGCCCCCAUGACAUCCUUGCUGGGACGCGCAUGGAUUUAGGAGAAUGUACCAAAAUUCAUGACUUGGCCCUUCGAGCAGAUUAUGAAAUUGCAAGUAAAGAAAGAGACCUGUUUUUUGAAUUAGAUGCUAUGGAUCACUUAGAAUCCUUCAUUGCAGAGUGUGAUCGGAGAACUGAACUUGCUAAGAAGCGGCUGGCUGAAACACAGGAGGAAAUCAGUGCAGAAGUUUCUGCCAAGGCAGAAAAAGUACAUGAAUUAAAUGAAGAAAUAGGAAAACUUCUUGCUAAAGCUGAGCAGCUAGGAGCUGAAGGAAAUGUGGAUGAAUCCCAGAAGAUUCUUAUGGAAGUGGAGAAAGUUCGCGCAAAGAAAAAAGAAGCAGAGGAAGAAUAUAGAAAUUCCAUGCCUGCAUCCAGUUUUCAACAGCAAAAACUCCGUGUUUGUGAGGUUUGCUCAGCUUAUCUUGGUCUCCAUGACAAUGACCGUCGUCUUGCAGACCACUUCGGGGGCAAGUUACACUUGGGGUUCAUUCAGAUCCGAGAGAAGCUUGAUCAAUUGAGGAAAACUGUGGCUGAAAAACAGGAAAAAAGAAAUCAGGAUCGAUUGAGGAGAAGAGAGGAGAGAGAGCGAGAAGAGCGUCUGGGCAGGAGGUCUGGAUCCAGAACUCGAGAUCGCAGGAGGUCACGCUCCCGGGAUCGUCGAAGGAGGAGGUCUAGGUCUACUUCCCGAGAGCGGCGGAAGUUUUCCCGUUCCAGGUCCCGAGAUAGAUACCGGCGCCACCGCAGCCGUUCCCGGAGCCAUAGCCGGGGUCACCGCCGGGCUUCCAGGGACCGGAGUACAAAAUACAAGUUCUCCAGGGAGCGCUCAUUGAGAGAGGAAUCCUGGGAGUACGGGCGGAAUGAACGAGGGCCCACUGACUGGAGGCUGGAGAACUCCAAUGGCAAGACUGCAUCGCGGAGUUUGCUCAUUUGGAUAUUUCACAAACAUGGACUCAUGCACUGGAUGGCCUUUGGUGUGUUGGCUUCUUCCACUCAAGGUUUCUGCAAAACUCGGCUGCGUGAUGUAAUCCCAUUACUUUUAUGGGUUAAAAAAUAAUCCAUUCUGAUUGUAAACUACAUGUUACUCACUUGUAAUGGUUAACCUGGUGAACUCGAUGGGCUUAGAAUCACCAUGAAAACACACCCCUGUGUGUGUUAAUGCAGGUGUUUCCAGGGGUUUCAGUGAGAGACCCACCCAGAAUGUGGGCUGCACCAUCCUAUAUGCUGGGGCUCCUAGACUGAAUAAAAAGGAGGGCAAGAGCUGAGCAUCAGCCAUCGUCUCUGCUUCCUGACUGCAGAUGCAAUGUGACCAGCUGCCUUAAGUUCCUGCAACCGUGACUUCCCACCACAAGGACUGUACCCUUAUACUGUGAGCCAAAUAAACCUUCCCUCAGUU